Molecule: messenger RNA, 1845 nt
Organism: Drosophila novamexicana
Lineage: Eukaryota; Metazoa; Arthropoda; Insecta; Diptera; Drosophilidae
Gene: GstT4
Product: glutathione S-transferase theta-1
Exons: 4
Coding region: 216-929 (237 amino acids)
Biological process (GO): glutathione metabolic process
Cellular component (GO): cytoplasm
Molecular function (GO): glutathione transferase activity
Source: RefSeq, a predicted model, not a curated record
AGCGAUUGACCAGUCAGCUGCUAGUCCUGCUACUAAAACCAAUUACAGGCGUUUGUUUUUGUUUUUGUUAUUUUGUUAUUUUGCUUAUUCGUGUUUGGAAUUCGAACUUCUGUCUUUUGUUCGCGUUUUGUGUUGCGCCAGCUUUUAUCGCUGCAGAAAAAAACAAAUCAGAGAAUUAAAUAAUUAAGUUAUAAUUAUAGGAAUACAAAAACAAAAUGACGCAACCGGUAAAGUUCUAUUUUGAUUUUUUGAAUCAGUCUAGCCGAUCCCUCUACAUACUUUUGGAGGCAUCAAAAAUUCCAUUCGAAGCGAUACCUAUUUCUAUGGUCAAAGGUGAACACUUAACGGGCGAGUUUCGAGACAAAGUCAAUCGGUUUCGCAAGCUGCCCGCAAUCACCGAUCAGGGAUAUCAACUGUCCGAGAGCGUGGCCAUCUUCCGUCAUCUAGCUCGCGAGAAGCUAGUGCCCGAGCACUGGUAUCCGCAUCGUUAUCUAGGUCGCAGCCGCAUCGAUGAGUAUCUUGCUUGGCAGCAGUCCAAUAUGGCAGUGGCCUGUACCGAUUAUUUCCAGCAAAAAUGGCUGGUGCCUUACCUGCAGAAAACACGACCUUCCGAUAGUGCGGUUAAUGUAGCUAGCAAGCAGCUGGAGCACACACUAAAUGACUUUGAGGAGCUGUUCCUGAAUUCUCGAAAAUUCAUGUUGGGCGAUAACAUAUCCUAUGCGGAUUUGAGUGCAAUCUGUGAAAUUGACCAGCCCAAGUGCAUUGGCUUCAAUGCCUUCAAAAAUCGAAACAAGCUGGCGCGCUGGUAUGAUAUGGUGCGCGAAGAGUUGGGACCCUAUUACAAAAAUGUCCACAAAGAGUUCGAGUCCAAGUUAAAACUGAACAAUGGACAGCAGCAGCUCGGCGAGGCGCACGCCCUAAAGCAAUGACCAAUUACCAGAUAUGUCUUGCAUUUAUUAUAUCUGUAUAUACCCUGUACACAUUGAAAAUGGUAUGAUGUUUUUGCGCAAACGUAUGUACCAGGCAGAAGGAAGCAUCUCCGUUCCCAUAAAGUAUUUAGUAUAGCCAUGUUUGUCUGUCUGCCUUUUUUGUCUGUUCCUAUGCAAAUUGGACCUCUGGUUUUCGGGCUUUCUCGAUUAAACUUUGCCUCGUUCCAUCAUUUUUAUAUGUUCAUAUGAGAAAAAUGUUCUGUUUUUUUAAAAUAUCCCAACCGAGCUGAUUAAAUUCGUGCUAACAUUUAAGCGUAGUUGUUCAUAUAGUUCCCAUAGGAAUAAUCAGGGGAAAUAGAGUUUUAGAUAGAAACAUAUCGUUCAUCUGCAAUAUGUAUACAAGGGUAAAUAUUUUUCGGCCUCCGGAAAUAAUUGUUUAUUUUUGUUUCUUUUGAUUACCUUAGUCAGAAAAUUAUUUAAUAAAAUGUUCACUAAAGACGCGGCUAACGCGUAAGUUAUUAUAUAUGUAAAUACUUAGAAAAUAAUGUUCAAAUACCAUAUAAUAUUCCGAAAAAAUUAACCUAAGAUGACCAAGUGUGUUUUCAUACUUUCUUACAAGUAAAGUUAAAGUAUAGAAUUCCAAAAUAUAUAGACACACUUUUACCACAAUUUAAGAGUUGGUCUUGGAACUGAAGCUAUAGAGUAUCAACCUGUUUGGGCUUUUUAUUCCACUGUAAUUAGAGCAUUGUCCAGUCGGUUGCACCCAACUGUAAUGUAGUACGUGUUGCAAUUUACCACAUAAAUUAAAUUGUUUUGUUUUUAUUUUUAUAGUUAUACUAAAAUACCUUAUAUAUUAUUGUACUAAAUGAGCCGCAUCUUAUAAGAUAUAUGUACUCAAAUUUAAAUUCAAAAUAAA